AUGUGGUGCAAAGCUAACACCAAGAAUGCACCGAAACCCUCGGGAGCAAUGAACAUGGGCUAUGACGACAUCUGUUCUCUGCUCGAAUGUCUAUCUAUUUCCACAGACGAACUUCUCGCAAGUGACGCCAUCCAACCCAGAUCCCUGAGCACUCAGAUGGUCGUUGAUGAUGCCAUCUAUACUCCACCUCCACCGAUCCCCGUAGCCAUGGGGAUCGGUCCCCCUUCAAACAAUACAUCAGGUACACAAAGCUCGGUAGAGUGGUAUCGGCAGUUAUUAUCUGCGACACGGGACGAGGUUCAGGUUGUUUUAAAGAGGAUGAGAGAGUUGGAAUUUUCGAAAGAGACUAUUCAAUACCCCGAUCUGUUCGGCCAAAUUCAGAACUCACAGGAACGAGCUAUUUUAAGCGAACGUCUUGCUUUGCUAACGCAUCACCAGGAUGCCCUCAGCGAAGCUCUGUACAUCGAAGAGACCAUGCUAUAUUACGGCGAGUGA
Molecule: messenger RNA, 495 nt
Organism: Cantharellus anzutake
Lineage: Eukaryota; Fungi; Basidiomycota; Agaricomycetes; Cantharellales; Hydnaceae
Exons: 4
Coding region: 1-495 (164 amino acids)
Source: RefSeq, a predicted model, not a curated record